This is a messenger RNA of Spinacia oleracea (spinach), 936 nucleotides long. RefSeq lists its product as uncharacterized. Lineage: Eukaryota; Viridiplantae; Streptophyta; Magnoliopsida; Caryophyllales; Amaranthaceae. The record is from RefSeq and is a predicted model, not a curated record. Bases 1 to 936 code for a protein of 311 amino acids. The transcript has a single exon.
AUGGCUCAACUGCAGAAGCCUGAGGUUGAUGCCUUGACUGAGAAGUCGAUUAGGUCUCUGGUGUUGUACAUAGUGGGUGAAGUCCCUACUAUUGCUUCUAUUAAAAGAUACAUUGCUGCAAAUUGGAGUCAUGUUAGUACCCCUAGUGUCUAUUUACAUGAUGAUGGGUACUUUGUAGUACAUUUUAACUCUAUUGUAGAGAGAAAUGAAGUGUUGAGUGGAGGUCCUUAUACAUUCUUCAAUAGACCAAUAAUCAUCAAGCUUUGGUCCUCUGAUUUCAACUUCUAUGAAGAGGUUCUUAGGGUCAUUCCCUUGUGGAUUAUGUUGCCUAAUUUACCCCUUAACUGUUGGAGUUGUGAUUCAUUGAGCAGGAUUGCUAGUUUACUUGGAGUGCUUGUAUGUGCUGAUGACUGUACUACUAGGCAACAAAGGGUAUCAUUUGCUAGACUUCUGGUUGAAAUGGAUGUCACUGCUGACCUUCCAGAACACAUUUGGAUUGAAGACAUAAGUGGCAAUGUGUUCAAGCAGAAGGUUCAGUAUGAUUGGAGACCCACAUACUGUCACCAAUGUCAAAUGCUAGGUCACAACUGUGAGGAAGUGAGCUACACUCACCCUCAACCCACCAGGAAAGAACCACAGAAAGUGAAGAAGGUGUGGGUUCCCAAGAAACAACAAACUGUAGCUGUUGUUGCUCCCACACCUACCUCCACUUCUUUGAACCAAUCAGUUGCAGCUACCCACUCUGGUGCUGAUGCAGGCUGGAGGGUUGCUACUAAAAGCACAAGAAAUAGGGGUGUGCCUGUCCCUACUAGCAACACCUUUAACACUUUGGUUGAAGAUGACUCUGAUACUCCUGAUACUGAUGAUGAUAUUGAUGAGGGUACUGAUGUGGGCCAAGGGGAUGGGAUUGUGCUUCCUCCAGAUCCUUUAUGUUAA